This is a messenger RNA of Oenanthe melanoleuca, 3700 nucleotides long. It is a transcript of the gene PTCHD4, whose product is annotated as patched domain containing 4. The transcript is spliced from 3 exons. The coding region runs from base 39 to 2579 and encodes 846 amino acids. The record is from RefSeq and is a predicted model, not a curated record. Gene Ontology annotation, cellular component: membrane. NCBI's taxonomy places the organism in Eukaryota, Metazoa, Chordata, Aves, Passeriformes, Muscicapidae.
GAAACUGGCAGGAAGGGGUAAGGAGCUACACAUGUCACAUGUGCUUUCUAAGACGGCCAGGAGCAUCUGCAGGCUGGAUCUGGUGGAGGAUGCUGCGGCAGGUGAUACACAGAGGGCUCCAGUCGUUUUUCUACAAGCUGGGCUUAUUCGUGAGCAGGCAUCCGGUGUUUUUCCUCACUGUGCCCGCAGUCCUGACCAUCAUCUUCGGCUUCAGCCUGCUCAACCGCUUCCAGCCUGACACUGACCUGGAGAGCCUGGUAGCCCCCAGCCACAGCCUGGCCAAGAUCGAGAGGAGCUUAGCCAGCAGCCUUUUCUCCCUCGAUCAAUCCAAAAGCCAGCUGUAUUCGGACUUGCACACCCCGGGGAGGUAUGGCAGGGUGAUUCUCCUCUCCAAACCCGGAGGCAAUAUUUUGCAUCAGGCUGAUGUGAUCCUGCAGAUCCACCGAGCCGUGCUGGAAAUGAAGGAUGGAAGGAGCAGCUUCAUUGGCCACCAGCUGGGAGGGGUGAUGGAGGUGCCCAACAGCAAGGACCAGAGAGUCAAAUCAGCCAGAGCCAUCCAGAUCACUUACUACCUCCAAACAUAUGGCUCUGUCACCCAGGACCUCAUUGGGGAGAAGUGGGAGAGCGAGUUCUGCAAACUGAUGCACAAGAUGCAGCUGGAUCACCAGGACCUGCAGCUCUACUCACUAGCAUCCUUCAGCCUCUGGAAGGACUUCCACCAGACCAGUCUUUUGGCCAGGGGCAAGAUUUUGGUGAGCCUGAUGCUGAUUCUGCUGACUGCUACCCUCUCGAGCUCCAUGAAGGACUGCCUGCGUAGCAAGCCUUUCCUGGGACUGCUGGGAGUGCUCACUAUCUGUAUUUCCAGUGUCACUGCUGCAGGGAUAUUUUUCAUUACUGAUGGAAAAUAUAAUUCCACUCUGUUGGGAAUCCCUUUCUUCGCUAUGGGUCAUGGAACCAAGGGGGUGUUUGAGCUUCUUUCAGGAUGGCGCCGGACCAGGGAGAACCUGCCCUUCAAGGACCGAGUGGCAGAUGCUUACUCAGAUGUCAUGGUCUCCUACACCAUGACAAGCUCCUUGUACUUCAUAGCCUUCGGCAUGGGGGCCAGCCCUUUCACCAACAUCGAAGCUGUCAAAGUCUUCUGCCAGAACAUGUGUGUCUCCAUCCUGUUGAACUACUUCUACAUCUUCUCUUUCUUUGGCUCCUGCCUGGUCUUUGCUGGCCAGCUGGAGCAGAACCGGUACCACAGCAUCUUCUGCUGUAAAAUCCCCUCUGCAGAAUACCUGGACAGGAAACCUGUGUGGUUCCAGACCAUGAUGAAUGACGGCCAUCAGCACACUUCCCACCACGAGACCAACCCGUACCAGCACCACUUCAUCCAGCAUUUCCUCCGGGAGCACUACAACGAGUGGAUUACCAACAUCUACGUCAAGCCAUUUGUGGUGAUCCUGUAUCUCAUCUAUGCCUCUUUCUCCUUUAUGGGGUGCUUACAGAUUAAUGAUGGAGCCAACAUCAUCAACCUUCUUGCCAGUGAGUCCCCGAGCGUCUCCUACGCCCUCAUACAGCAAAAGUAUUUCAGCAACUACAGCCCCGUGAUAGGAUUCUACAUCUAUGAACCUCUGGAGUACUGGAAUGGUACUGUGCAAGAGGACCUGAAAACACUCAGCCAGGGCUUCAACACUGUGUCCUGGAUUGAACAGUAUUACCAAUACCUUCGGGUGGGUAACAUCAGUGCAACCAACAAAAGUGACUUUAUCAGCAUCCUCCAGAGCUCCUUUUUAAAAAAGCCAGAAUUCCAGCACUUUAAAAAUGACAUCAUUUUCUCCAAAGCUGGAGAUGAGAACAACAUAAUUGCUUCUCGUUUGUACCUUGUGGCCAGGACUAGUGAAAACACACAGAGGGAAGCAGUGGAAUUGCUGGAGAAGCUGAGGCCACUUUCUCUUAUACAGAGCAUCAAGUUCAUUGUGUUCAACCCUACUUUUGUUUUCAUGGACCACUAUGGUUUAUCAGUAACUAUGCCUGUCCUGAUUUCUGGUUUUGGCAUCCUGCUGGUGUUAAUACUGACCUUUUUCCUGGUUAUCCACCCUCUGGGAAAUUUCUGGUUAAUUCUCAGCGUCACCUCAAUAGAGCUGGGUGUCCUUGGCUUGAUGACCUUAUGGAAUGUAGACAUGGAUUGCAUUUCUAUACUGUGCCUUAUCUACACUUUGAAUUUUGCCAUAGAUCACUGUGCACCCCUGCUUUAUACAUUUGUAUUAGCUACUGAGCACACCCGGACUCAGUGUAUAAAGAACUCCCUCCAAGAGCAUGGGACAGCCAUUUUGCAGAACGUUUCUUCCUUUCUUAUUGGGUUGGUCCCCCUUCUCUUUGUGCCUUCAAACUUGACCUUCACACUGUUCAAAUGCUUGCUGCUUGCCGGCAGUUGCACACUUCUGCACUGUUUUGUUAUUUUGCCAGUCUUUCUAACCUUUUUCCCACCUUCCAAAAAGCACCACAAGAAAAAGAAACGGGCCAAAAGGAAGGAACGAGAAGAGAUCGAAUGCAUAGAGAUUCAGGAGAAUCCUGAUCAUGUUACAGCAGUCUGAAAGGCUUAGAAAAAUAUAAUAGUAUAUUCUCUUUUUAAAAAAGCGUUGCACAGAGAUGCAGGGAAGAUAGAGCAAAGAUCUCAGCUGCUUGUGCUGGCCAGGUCUGACAAGGCAAAGGAAGAUCAAGAAGGGGUAUUCAUGACACCUCAAGGUGCAAACUUUUUUUAACAAAAAUAAUGAAAGUGAAAUAAUUACAAAUGUUUCCUUUGAAUCCUCAUUCUCCACCAGGGAAGGGUCUGUUGGUCAUUAAGUGUUCCUGAGUCUCAAACUGUAGCUCUAAUGGGAAUUGCUUAUUAUGUCAUAUGUAGGACUAAAACUAAGGUGAAAAAAAAAGAGUUACCAUUAAGUAAACAGUAGGGGAAAAGGCAGAUUUGCUUGAAAAAUUGUCCAUGGAAGAAAACUAAACAAUAUUUCGAAAGAGAAAAGGUUACAAGACCAAGAGAAAUUGAAAAUGCCAUGGUAAUUUUUUAUUUUCUUGAGCAAGUUAGUUAAGAUGAAACCUAUGCACUUGGGAAGUAAAUGUUUAAAACUAUCUAAGCCAAAGUACUUCCCAAAUCCAGUAUAUCUUGUAUAUCUGUAACACCACAAUUAGAGCAGUAUUGCAAAUAUGGCAAAGGGAUAGAGGUACUAUUUAUAAAUGAAAAUAAAUAAUCAUAGCCAUUUGGAAAUCUAACAUUUAGUUCCUUUAAAUGUGAUAUAUCACUGUUUUCCCAGGAGGACACAGCUGGUAGUUAAUACCACACACAUAUUUUGGUAUUUAUGAAUUUUGAAUUUCCCCUUGAAUUAACAGAUCUCACAAAACUAACCCAGGCCAUGGUCACUGCAGCACUGUUUGCAGUUCCUGCAGUGUAGCACUUCUGAAUCCUAAUUUAUCAGUGUUGACAUCAAAUACUGAAUAUUAAUCAAGCAGGAGCUGGAAAGGCAAUGAUGGAUUGCAUUUCACAGGCACAAUGUAACCAUGUAGCAGCUGAGUCAGCUCUGGAGCACCUGCACAGUAUUAUCAUUGUAUAUUUGGUCCAAGGGAUGAAGGGAUAUGUUUGCUGGUCCCUGCAAUAUGCUGCAGGAAGUGGGAUUUUCCCCUUCUUUAAGCAAAACAUUAUUCAAAAAACUUGCCGCACUCU